Varanus komodoensis (Komodo dragon) is the source of this 583-nucleotide messenger RNA. RefSeq names its product ribosomal protein L22 like 1 (gene RPL22L1). The transcript is spliced from 4 exons. Lineage: Eukaryota; Metazoa; Chordata; Lepidosauria; Squamata; Varanidae. Gene Ontology annotation, molecular function: structural constituent of ribosome; RNA binding. Gene Ontology annotation, cellular component: ribosome. Gene Ontology annotation, biological process: cytoplasmic translation. The coding region runs from base 33 to 401 and encodes 122 amino acids. The record is from RefSeq and is a predicted model, not a curated record.
CGUGCGUCCUCCUUUUGAGAGGCUUCUCCGUCAUGGGGCCGCGAAAAGAUAUGAAACUGAAGAAAUCAAGUUUCAAGUAUAACCUCGAUCUUACCCAUCCUGUAGAAGAUGGGAUAUUUGAUUCAGCAAACUUUGAACAGUUUCUGAAGGAAAAAGUUAAAGUCAAUGGAAAAACAGGAAACCUGGGAAAUGUAGUUCACAUUGAACGCUUUAAGAACAAGAUCACAGUGACAUCUGAACGGCAGUUCUCAAAAAGGUACCUUAAGUAUCUCACAAAAAAGUACCUCAAAAAGAACAAUCUCCGUGACUGGCUGCGUGUGGUUGCCUCAGACAAGGAGACCUACGAACUGCGGUAUUUCCAGAUCAGCCAUGAAGACGAAGAGUCUGAAACAGAAGAAUAAAAUGAGCUUUCAUGAAGAUCGUUACUUAACUUGACAAGCAGAGUGUGCAAAGAAGCCAUCUAUUUAUGAGACUGUUUAACUUAUUACCAAAUUUUACAAGUUGUACACUGACUUUUAGAUCUAUGUGGGCAGCCAAGAUGUGAUGCACUUCAAAAUUUGCAUUAAAAAGCUAUCCUGAUGUA